AUGGAAGGUGGCACGAGUUCCUCAAGGAGCACCACACAGGCUUGUGCUGCUUGUAAGUACCAACGCAGGAAAUGCGGACCCACCUGCAUUCUCGCACCUUUCUUUCCUCAUUAUCGCCAAAAACAGUUCCUUCACGCUCACAGGCUUUUCGGAGUUGGCAAAAUCAUCAACAUGAUCAAGCCUCUUGACCCUGUUAACAGAAACUCAGCCAUCAACACCAUUAUCUAUGAGUCUGAUAUGAGAGCCAGAAACCCUGUUGGAGGCUGCUUAAGCUUCAUUCUUCACUUGCAAUCCCUCAUCGUCUCUGCUGAAUCCGAACUCCAAUUUCUCCUUCAACACCUUGCCUUCUUCAGAGCACAACUUCUUCAUUCCACUGCCACACCACAACCACCACCACCACCACCUUCCUCCUCCUCCUACGACCCUUAUCUUCCACAAAUGUCACUUCAAGAAUCAAAAGAUCCGUCACAGCUUCACCCACAACAACUUGGAAAUGAUCCCUUGCAGCUUCAACAGCAAGAACAACCCAAAGAUCCGUGCUUUAAUCACAACUCGUCUUUUAAUUACUAUGCAUUGCAAGAAGAUAUGAGCGUGUCCGACAUCGACAACUUAGUACAUUUCUUUCCGUGGUUGCCGCCGCAGGAUGACACCACCAGCCAAUAUCGAGAUCCCUGA
Molecule: messenger RNA, 675 nt
Organism: Vigna unguiculata (cowpea)
Lineage: Eukaryota; Viridiplantae; Streptophyta; Magnoliopsida; Fabales; Fabaceae
Product: LOB domain-containing protein 27-like
Source: RefSeq, a predicted model, not a curated record